This is a messenger RNA of Monomorium pharaonis (pharaoh ant), 4916 nucleotides long. It is a transcript of the gene Hnf4, whose product is annotated as hepatocyte nuclear factor 4-gamma. NCBI's taxonomy places the organism in Eukaryota, Metazoa, Arthropoda, Insecta, Hymenoptera, Formicidae. Gene Ontology annotation, molecular function: RNA polymerase II cis-regulatory region sequence-specific DNA binding; nuclear receptor activity; zinc ion binding. Bases 1274 to 2719 code for a protein of 481 amino acids. Gene Ontology annotation, biological process: regulation of transcription by RNA polymerase II; anatomical structure development; cell differentiation. The record is from RefSeq and is a predicted model, not a curated record. The transcript is spliced from 7 exons.
AAAAAAAUUUUUGAGAGGAAAAUUUAUGAGAGAUAUUUGAAAAUAAUAAAAUGUUAAAUGAGAUUACCGAUAAGUGUAGAAACGGAAACUUCCUGCUCACAAUCAGUUCGUAGAAUUUUGACAAUUAUCAAUAUAAGUAGAUGGUCGAAAACUAACGAUGUCUUAUCAACUGAAGAAAAUAAAUUUAUUUUUUAAAUUUGGAUUUGCUUUCGCAUUGUUAGAGAAACAACAUAAUCAAGAAUAGAGAGCAGAAAAAAGACGUAACAAUUACUUACUCCUUUUAUCAAAAUUAAUUUUUUUACUUUUAUCUUGACGAAAUUUUGGUCUUUGUAUUGAUUCUCAAGUUAUUUUUUUAUUUAGAUCUCUAUCUCGUUCAGUGUCAUGAACAUUGCGUUACGCUGCGUUUCUAAUUUCAGUACGGUCGGGUAUUACGUAUUUACUGGGAAGCGUUACAAAACUUUCUAGACGAAUCGCGAGUCGAUUUGUAUUUAUAUCCCGACUAUUUCAGACGUUUUAAUUUUAACUUUGUUUAGAUCAUUAGAUCGCACCCUCUCUGUUGCUGUCUGUUUAUGCUUUCCGAAGGAAAGAGAGAAAAAGAGGUAAAGAGAAAAAGAGACGGAACAAUAAAGAGAGCAAUCUUGUUCAUGUAACAUUACAAUUAUUCUUAUCGAAAUCCGUUGUUAUCAAUUAUAAAGCAUUAUCUUUCAAAUUAAGGUCUUUUAUCGCGAUUUGUACCUUCUUCAAAUUCUAUUCGUCCGGGAUCAAAUCAAUCUCUGUGAUCGAUUGAUAUUGGCAAACACGCGCGCGCGCGAGAAUGAUCAAGACAUGUUUUAAAUCACGUUUCGAUUUGCUGGUUCUCAGUCCUCCCGCUCGUGGUGCUUUUUUUUAAUCUCACCGAAAGCGCGACGAUUAAAUGACGGUGAGCCGCGCAGAUAGCGCGGAGACACGGUCGCGGUAACGCGCACUAUAUUUCCGAAAUAACUGGGACGUCGGCCGGUGAGAGAGAGAGAAAGAGAAAUAGUGGCACGAAGUGAGGCACGGGUUUCAACUCCCGCGCUGCGUGUGACGCGUGCGAGCCGGGCGCGCAUUCGCGCCUGACUUCAGGCGCAACGGCGCGCGCCAGCGGGCGCUCUGACUCGCGCGACUCGCAUCGCGACGAUUUCCGGUUCUGACGGUGUUCGAGAUACACGCCGCGACCUUCAUAACCAUCUUCGUCGGCCUUGACAGUUAAUGGUGCAGCGGGGUGAGCGGCGGGGUCGAUCCCGACCUUGACAUGGAGGGCCACGACAUCCAGGAACUGACAGCCGCCAAGGACAGCGUGAUCGUCAGGGGCGGACAUCCGUCGCUCUGUUCCUCCUCGAACGGUGACGCGGAUUUAGGCAUGGGCACAGGAGUAGCGGGUGGUCCCGUCCUGACUCUUCCCGGUUCAGGAGUCAACGCUGCCCUUUCACAAACAUGCGCCAUAUGCAGUGAUCGCGCCACGGGGAAGCACUACGGUGCCGCAUCCUGCGAUGGCUGCAAGGGUUUCUUUCGUCGAUCCGUUAGAAAAAAUCAUCAAUACACAUGCAGAUUUCAAAGAAAGUGUCCGAUCGAUAGGGAUAAGCGAAAUCAAUGUAGAUACUGCCGAUUACGGAAAUGCUUCAGAGCCGGCAUGAAAAAGGAGGCCGUGCAAAAUGAGAGGGACCGAAUAAGUUGUCGGCGACCUAGCAAUGAAGAUCCGCCUGACAAAAAUAAAGGCCCGUCAAAGGAGGACGUGGUGAAGGCGGAUGCACGCGCCGAAAUGCUCAGCAAGCAAGUUGGCGGGUUAGAGCUUCAACAACUAGAUAGUCCGACCAACGAAAUCGAUCUCAGUACGAAACGGAUAGCUGGAUUAAACGACGUGUGCGACAGCAUGAAGGAGCAAUUGCUAAUCUUGAUCGAAUGGGCCAAAUGUUUCGAUGAGUUCAAAGCGCUGUCACUGGACGACCAGGUCGCGUUACUGAGGGCUCACGCGGGCGAGCAUCUAUUGCUGGGGGUGGCGAGACGCAGUAGGAACUUUACGGACGUACUAUUACUCGGCAACGAUUGCAUCAUCAUGAGGAACUGUCCUGUAAUAUCAUUGCAAUUUGUAGAAGGAAACAAUCAGCAGGAUCUGGACAUCAGUAAAGUGGGCAUAAGAGUGAUGGACGAAUUGGUGAAGCCGUUUCAGAAGAUCAAAAUUGACGAUACGGAGUUUGCUUUUCUCAAAGCCAUCGUGUUCUUUGAUCCGAACGCGAAAGGAUUGAGCGAUCAGAAGACGGUUCGAGAACUUCGUCACAACAUCCAGAUAAAACUCGAGAAUCACAUCAGCGAUCAUCGCUGCGAUCUGCCAGGACACUUCGGCGAUAUUUUGCUGAUGUUACCGGCUUUGCAGUCUAUCUCGUGGCAGAUGGUCGAACAAAUUCAAUUCGUUAGACUGUUCGGAGUGGCGCACAUUGACAAUCUGCUUCAGGAAAUAUUCCUGGGUGGUACAUCAGAGAUGAAUGGCACUGCCACCCCCUUACCUAUCUCGAGCACCGCGCCAGGCAGUUACAUGAGCAGCAACGAAAGCCCCAGUAGUCCCCUGACACCAGCAAACACUGGUAAUUUGAGCCCGCAAACCGAUCAGAUGCCUGUCAUGAUCCUGAGGGAUCUUACGCCAAACCAGGAUUUCAGAUACUUCAAGCAAGAGCCCAGCCUCGAGCCCGAGACCAGCUUCUGACUAGCUUCAGGAGCUCACCUCAUCGCUGGAUAGCCAACAUUCUGCUCAAAAAUUGUUGCUCAAUUAAUAAAACAGCGCGUAUUAUGUUAGUCGAAUCAAAUUGUGAUCGUUGGCGUUAAUCCGUAAAAUAAGAGAGGGGUAGGGGAAGAGACGAGAUCGACACGUGUCGCAAUGUGUGAGAGGAGUUAGCGCGAAAAUAUCCAGAUUUAUAUAAUGAUAAAUUUAACGGCGCGGCAUGCUGUGAUCACGUUUCUUUGCGGUUUACGAUUAACCAAGGCCCGCACUUGUAGAUAACGAUUGAUCGCCGACCAAGACGAAUGUGAUAAACGAUAAGAUCAUGUUUUGCCAUUUACGUGUUUUUACUGUUAUUGUUGCGAUUACUAUUGUUGCAACAGUAUUCGGGCCGUUUCCGAAAUCAGAGCUAAAGCUAGAGAUCGAGGAUAGUGCACUUUUUAGUACAAUUAUACAGUUGACAAUAAUAAUUAUUAGCGAUUAACUGGACCAGAGACUAAAACUAAUACAAUCUCAGUGAGUCCCUAUUCAUAUGUAAAAAGAAGAACCUUGUCAUUGAUAAUUAGGCUCCUAGCCUUGUUACAAAUGAUUGUAGCAUUUCCAUUAUGCGUAACUAACAUUAGUAUAAGGCUCGAUUUUGUGUGUCUUAUCGAAACCCUAUCGAAACUUAUUAAAUUCAGCGAAAUAAUUUCAAAUGCUGAUUUAGAAAAUAGAAAGUAAAGUAAUACUUGACUAUUAUUUUUAUACAUACAGAAGUAUGUAUGCAAGUCGAGUUAAGUAAUGAGAAACGACAAAAAACAUUAAGCAUUGAUAUUACGAGAAAUAUAUUUUUUUUCUACUAUUCCGCUCAGUUCGCAAAUCGGAUGAAUAGCGUUAUUGUAGUUUGUGACGUAAUGUAAAUAGCAUGAUGCAGCAAUGUUUAAUAUUAUUAUAUUAUAUAUGUAACAUUCCAUACAGUUAUAUCGAUAUAAGCGUUAUAGAUAGUCUUAAAAUAGUUAAUGGAACGUACGUGCUAACAUAAUCAUUGAGUGCGGGUUCCCUGUAAAAUGAAAAAUGCGCCACUGCAAUGCAAUUUACCAUUAGUAAUGUAGUGAUGAGGAAUGCACAGGCAUUAGCCAUUUUGCGCGUCUAAAUCGAGCGAAUAUCAAGCCGAUCUGCCACAGCAAUUGUGCUUGAUAAAGAAAAAUGGCUAGUGCAUCUUAUCGCAAUGUUAGUCGUUAGAGAAAAAUGUCAACGUUGACAUUUAUGGCCGGAUAGAAAGCAAUAGCAUAAUAAUCAGAUAACAAGUAAAAUUAAUGAGAUAAUAAGUAUGAAUUAUGAUAAUUAUGUAAUAUAAAUGUAUACAUAUCGAUUGUAUGAGUAUGCAUCAAUCGCAUGGGGAUUGAGUUAUAAUUAUAAGAAAAGCAUAAACCAUGAGAAUAAUUUCAUGCAAAUAUGACAAAACAGGCCAGCAAAUCAAUUCCAUUUUGAAAAUAUUCAGUAAAUGUGAUAAGAGCAGGCUAAGUCUUAUGAACAUACGUGCGCUAGAUCAAAUCAAAAUUUGCAAUAAUUUAAUAGUCUCCGAACACUAUUUUCUCUUUUUUUUCCUUUGGUUAAACUUUUAUUGCAUUAAUUUUAUAAACAUAUUUGCAUUGCUAUAUUCUGUGUGGUUUCUCACGAUAUGUAUCCAGUGUUGCAUAUAUAUGUAGACAAAGUUUCACAACACAUAGUACUAUAUAAAAGACAUAUGUUUUAAUAUAAGUCGUAGAUACGGCAAUUAGUCUGACAAAUAUAUAUAUUUUAUAUUUUUGUACGAAAAAUUUAAUAAAAAAUUAAUAUAAGGUAGUGUGCAAGAGAAAAGAGACGCGCGCGAUUAUCAUUAUUAAUAAUAAAACGAUAUUCAAUUGGAAAGUGUAAUAUAUUAGUGUUUUAUUUUACAUAUCUAUUAAAUAUUAAAAAUAUUUUAAUAUUGUUUAGUCAUGGGUUGUGAAAUAGAUAUUAUCACUUUUUGUUGUAUGAUUCUUUCUAUGUUGUUGACAGUUCGAAUGUGACUGAUUCCAUACAAAAUAUGUGUGUGUGUGUGUGUAUAUAAAUAAAAUUUUUGUUAUUUAAUAAGUAACAAAUUAUAUAUAAAGAUAUUUGUAUCUUUAGAGAUAAAGAGAUAUGUAGUUUCAAUCUUUAAGACAAUAAAUUUUAUUUAAUAUUA